Messenger RNA from Bathycoccus prasinos, 1563 nucleotides. Its product is annotated as myo-inositol-1-phosphate synthase. The record is from RefSeq and is a predicted model, not a curated record. The coding region runs from base 1 to 1563 and encodes 520 amino acids. Gene Ontology annotation, biological process: phospholipid biosynthetic process; inositol biosynthetic process. The transcript has a single exon. Lineage: Eukaryota; Viridiplantae; Chlorophyta; Mamiellophyceae; Mamiellales; Bathycoccaceae. Gene Ontology annotation, molecular function: inositol-3-phosphate synthase activity. Gene Ontology annotation, cellular component: cytoplasm.
AUGUUGAUCGACCACUUUGAGGUCUCCUCACCGAAUGUUAAAUAUACAGCUGACUACAUUGAAAGCUCCUACAACUACCAGGACACCAAGUUAUAUAAAAAUGCGGAAAAAAAUACGUGGUUGGUUGAACCGAUAGAACGUGGGUUUGUAUUCCGCACCCACAGAAAAGUACCUAAACUUGGUAUUAUGCUUAUUGGUUGGGGAGGUAAUAAUGGGUCCACCCUAACAGCUGGUUUGAUUGCUAAUAGAGAAAACAUGAAAUGGGAAACGAAGGAUGGGUUUCAUUCCCCAAACUAUUGGGGAAGCCUUACACAAUCUUCCACUUGCCAAAUUGGUAAACUCAAUGGACAAGAUUAUCAUGUUCCUUUCAAGAAUAUUUUACCGAUGGUUGAACCAAAUGACUUACAAAUUGAUGGAUGGGAUAUAUCUUCGUUAAGUCUAGAAAAGUGUGUUCAACGCGCCAGAGUUCUGGAUCUAGAUUUACAACAGCAGUUAGUACCAUAUCUAAAAGACUUGCGACCCCGUCCAAGUAUAUUUGAUCCAGGCUUCGUUGCUGCAAAUCAGAAAGAACGAGCAGAUAAUAUUAUAGAAGGGGAAAAGCAAAAUCAGAUGGAACAAAUUAGAGCUGAUAUACGUGAUUUUAAAGAGAAGAGUGGUGUUGAAAAAGUAGUCGUGAUGUGGACGGCAAACACUGAAAGAUAUUGUAAAGUUGAAGUCGGAAUCCAUGAUACUGAGAAAAAUUUGAGAGCUGCCAUAAGAGCUGGAAAUCCUGAAAUCAGUCCAAGUACGCUAUAUGCCCUUGCCUGCCUCGACGAGGACGUUCCAUUUAUAAAUGGGAGCCCUCAGAAUACAUUUGUUCCGGGUGUCCUCGAAGCUGCUUGCCGUUUGCGUGUCCUUAUCGGAGGUGACGACUUCAAGACAGGUCAAACAAAAAUGAAAAGUGUUCUGGUCGAUUUUUUAAUAGGUGCUGGUAUUAAGCCUUUGAGUAUUGCUUCUUAUAAUCAUUUAGGAAACAAUGAUGGUAAGAAUCUAAUGGAACCUGGAGUAUUUCGGUCGAAAGAAAUUUCAAAAUCGAAUGUAGUAGAUGAUAUUGUUGCCUCAAAUCGAAUAUUGUACAAAGAAGGGGAAAGCCCAAAUCAUGUUGUUGUCAUUAAGUAUGUUCCAAGUGUAGAUGAUAGUAAGCGUGCCAUGGACGAGUAUGUCAGUGAAAUAUUUAUGAACGGCCGGAACACAAUAUCAAUGCAUAACACGUGUGAAGAUUCUCUUCUAGCAGCACCUCUUAUCCUUGAUCUCUGCUUGAUAACUGAGUUGCUUUCUAGAAUUGAACUUAAAUAUGACGAUGAAGAGUCUUUUCGCAAUUUUCAUCCAUGCGCUGCGUUACUCUCAUAUUUAACAAAGUCCCCUUUAGUACCUCCAGGAAUGUCAGUUACAAACGCUCUAUACAAACAACGAGCAAUGUUAGAAAAUGUCUUUCGGGCUGUGGUUGGUCUUGCACCUGUCAGUCACAUGAAUUUGGAUCUCCUCAUUGAGCAAAGUAAUCAGGCCAUUUACUCGCCGAAAUAG